AAAGUGAUGAUGCGAAUUUGAUUGUUACUUCUAACAUGAGGCGUAUUAUUCACAUGAUGAUACAAGCCCACCGAUUAAACGCUACAGAAUAACCAAAAGUCCAAAACUGUCAAUCAAAAAACCAACUUGGCUUUAUACGAGAUUCUUUAAGUAUAAAGGAGACUAAGGAAUAAAGUGGAAAAUGUCCAAAUAUUAAUCCUUAAGAAAUGACCAAGUCCUUCUAGCCCCUUCAAGAACUCCCAACAGGCCAAAAAAACCAGUAUAUACUAGCUCCCCCAAAAACAUAACCUUAGAAAUCCAAGCCCACAUCCAACAACCGAAACCAAAAAAACUCUAAUCAUUGUAGUUUGAAGCACCAGUCAAACCAUAUCAUUCAUUCCUCUGUUACUUUUUUUUUGUUGCAUUUAAGUCUUGUCAUCUGUUUGAAGAAGAAGAAGAAAACAUAUAUCAGAAGAAAUGGCGGUGGCAACAUCCAAGGGAAACCGUACGGUUGGAAUUGGAAUGGAUUAUUCCCCGAUUAGUAAAUCUGCACUUCGUUGGGCGAUUUCUAACUUGGUUGACGAAGGAGACGUUCUCAUCAUCAUCCAUGUUGUUUCACCUAAGGUUGACACUGCUAAUAAGCAGCUGUUUGGAGACACUGGAUCACCCCUGAUACCGCUGGAAGAAUUCAGAGAAAUUAAUGUUUCUUUGAAGUAUGGACUUACUCCUGAUCCUGAAGUUCUUGAUUUGCUUGAUUCUGUUUCCAGGACCAAAGGGGUACAGUUUCUCUGUUUUCUGUUUUAUUUUAUUAUUUUUUUGUUUAUAAUUCAGUCACAAAGAUCAUUUCCUAGAGGAGUUAAAAGUUGUUGGGGUUGAUGGAAUUGCAGGUGAAAGUAGUGACAAAAGUAUACUGGGGGGAUCCAAGGGAGAAGCUGUGCCAGGCAGUGGACCAUCUUAAACUGGAUUCACUUGUUGUUGGAAGCAGAGGUUUGGGAACCAUCAAAAGGUAAUUCAAGAAUCAUGAUUACCUCCUCUGUUGCAGAAUUUUUUGUUACUCGAUUGAUUCUCAAAUUUUUAGUAUUUCCAUCAAUCAAUCAUGAAUAAUAAAAGGAAACUGGAAAAUCUAAACUAAUAAUUUAUAAAGAUAUGAUCUUUUUUUGUCCACUUAAUUGAGUAAUCAAAUAUGAAAAUUAAUCGCAGGGUGUUGCUUGGAAGUGUAAGCAACUACGUGGUGCAAAAUGCAACCUGCCCUGUUACAGUUGUUAAAGGCCCCGUCUCAUCCAAGCCAUAGGUUCUUAAUGUCGUCUCUCCAAGACAAAAAUGGUGUCAUAAGUUAUUUGGUGUAAGCUAUAUCCGUUAUCCGCAAUGCGACAAGCCGAAAAAAUGAAGAAGAAUCAUGCGGCAGAAUGGUGCCAUGUUUUAUUUGCUUAUUAUUUUUGAGAGCUUUGUCUGUCAGCACAAAGUGCUUGUUAUGUGUUAAGCGUCGUAAAAGAAGAAGGUUUUGCAAUCAGAAUUUGAGGUCUACUAUGAUUUGAAUUUGAGAAAUUUUGAGUGGUAUGUAUGUAUUGGUGACUUUGUAGAAAUUGGAGCUGUGCAUUUUGGCCUUCAUUUAUCAUUUGUUUGUUCUUCACUUGUGAUUUUGUAUGUAACAUAAGAAUUGAUUCUGCUUUCUGGUUUCAUGGAUUUGUGGAUGUAAUUGAGUGAAUGAAUGGUCUCCAUUACCGCAGUAAAAUUACAAUUCCCUUAGACUAA
This is a messenger RNA of Oldenlandia corymbosa var. corymbosa, 1731 nucleotides long. NCBI's taxonomy places the organism in Eukaryota, Viridiplantae, Streptophyta, Magnoliopsida, Gentianales, Rubiaceae. The record is from the annotation of a GenBank genome assembly.